This is a messenger RNA of Ricinus communis (castor bean), 2536 nucleotides long. RefSeq names its product anaphase-promoting complex subunit 8. Gene Ontology annotation, molecular function: protein binding. The transcript is spliced from 5 exons. The coding region runs from base 191 to 1924 and encodes 577 amino acids. The record is from RefSeq and is a predicted model, not a curated record. Gene Ontology annotation, biological process: cell division. NCBI's taxonomy places the organism in Eukaryota, Viridiplantae, Streptophyta, Magnoliopsida, Malpighiales, Euphorbiaceae. Gene Ontology annotation, cellular component: anaphase-promoting complex.
UGGGCUAUUUUUGCUUCUAGUCUAUGCAUUGAAAUGUUUUGCGACCGUGUUUCUUCAAAAAAACCUGGGCGCCUAAUAAAAUAAAUCACCAAAAUUCAUUUUGAUUUCUAGAUUCAAAGAGUAGAAGAAUUAUUGUUUUUAGUUUAAAGUAAAAGCACACAGAAAGAGAGAGAGAGAGAUAGAGAGAUCAAUGACUUCAAGAGAGAAUUGCAGAGUUGAACUUCGAACUGCGAUUCGCCAACUCAGCGAUCGUUGUCUCUACUCUGCCUCUAAAUGGGCGGCUGAGCAGUUGGUGGGAAUUGAGCAGGAUCCUGCAAAGUUCACUCCUUCAAAUACUAGAUUUCAGCGUGGAAGCUCAAGCAUUCGUCGAAGGUUUCGCACUAAUGACAUUACUUCUACACCAGCAGCUGGUGUGUCAUAUAUUUCUACUCCAGUCAUGGAGGAAGAUGAAGUGGUGGAUGGUGACUUCUACCUUCUGGCAAAGUCGUACUUUGAUUGUCGAGAGUACAGAAGGGCUGCACAUGUGCUUCGAGAUCAAAAUGGGAAAAAAUCUGUGUUCUUGAGAUGUUAUGCUCUUUAUCUGGCUGGAGAAAAGCGGAAAGAAGAAGAGAUGAUAGAACUUGAGGGUCCCUUAGGUAAGAGUGAUGCUGUGAAUCGCGAGUUUGCAUCUCUGGAGAGAGAAUUCUCAACACUGCGCAAGAAUGGCACAAUUGAUCCGUUUGGCUUAUACUUAUAUGGUCUUGUGCUAAAAGAGAAAGGCAAUCAGAAUCUUGCUCGUACAGUUCUUGUGGAAUCUGUGAAUAACUAUCCUUGGAAUUGGAGUGCCUGGUCAGAGCUGCAGUCUUUAUGUGCUACAGCUGAGAUCUUGAACAGCCUUACGCUCAGUAACCAUUGGAUGAAGGAUUUCUUUCUUGCCAGUGCAUACCAAGAACUUCGGAUGCACAAUGAAUCCCUAGCAAAAUAUGAAUCUCUACAAAGCACUUUCAGUUUUAGUAACUAUGUACAGGCUCAAAUUGCAAAGGCCCAGUACAGUCUAAGGGAAUUUGAACAAGUUGAAGUAAUAUUUGAAGAACUUCUAAGGAAUGACCCCCAUCGAAUAGAAGACAUGGACAUGUAUUCCAAUGUGCUCUAUGCAAAGGAAUGUUUUGCUGCCCUCAGUUACCUUGCCCAUAGGGUAUUUAUGACUGAUAAAUACAGACCUGAAUCCUGUUGCAUUAUUGGAAAUUAUUACAGUUUGAAGGGGCAGCAUGAGAAAUCUGUUAUGUACUUUAGGAGGGCACUCAAGCUGAAUAAAAAUUAUUUAUCUGCCUGGACACUUAUGGGUCAUGAGUAUGUUGAGAUGAAAAACACUCCAGCUGCUAUUGAUGCCUAUCGACGUGCUGUGGAUAUUAAUCCCCGUGAUUAUCGAGCUUGGUAUGGGUUGGGACAAGCAUAUGAGAUGAUGGGCAUGCCCUUCUAUGCUCUUCACUAUUUUAAGAAGUCUGUAUUCUUGCAACCAAAUGACUCUCGGCUGUGGAUUGCCAUGGCUCAAUGUUAUGAAACUGAUCAGCUUCAGAUGCGUGAGGAGGCAAUUAAGUGUUACAGAAGGGCUGCAAAUUGUAAUGACCGGGAGGCAAUAGCCCUACACCAGUUAGCAAAACUUCAUGCUGAGCUUGGGCGUUCUGAAGAGGCUGCAUUUUACUACAAGAAGGACUUAGAGAGGAUGGAAGCAGAGGAGAGAGAAGGACCAAAUAUGGUUGAAGCAUUGCUGUUUCUUGCACAACAUUGCAGAGAACAAAAGAGAUUUGAAGAAGCAGAAGUGUAUUGUACUCGUCUUCUGGAUUACACUGGCCCAGAGAAGGAAACUGCAAAGAAUAUGCUUCGAGGAAUGAGAACAGCAGAAUCCAGUUCCCCUUUAAUGGAUGUUGAACAUUUUCAUCCGUGAAGAUCCUGUUACUGCAGAGAUCUUGACACUCUAUAAAUGACUCUAGAAAUGCGCGUCUGUACUUGGUGUUGUACUCUAACUAUGCAUUUGAUUUUGGUGUGAAGCCUCUGAUAAUACUGCUGAAGCUUCAUGGUCCAACAUAUUCUCUAACUUCUUUUGUAUUACUAGGAGUUUCGAGCUAAGUUUGGCUGUUCAGUUUUUUCAAAUGGUAUGCAAAUCUUUGAUAUCCUAGAAAGAAUGGCAAAUAUUGGGUUGUGAAGUGCAAUUAUCCCAAUUCCUUUCAUGGGCAAGCAAUGAAAAGAUCAUGACAACAGGACUAAGGGUGCCAAUGUAAGAGAUGGAUACAAGGCAUUCAGAAGAAUUGUAAACUAGCCAGGGUUGCUGAAUUAUAUAAUAGUGACCAAAAUUGCAAAUGUUGGCCUUUUCUCACUUUUGAGUGAUAACUGCCAUCAAGAUGGAUUCCUCCCAAUUGUGAUGUAGGGAAUAGGGCCUCCCUGUAGCUUUAACAUAACGCAUUUUAUUCUAUUGAUUUUUUUUUUGUCUUUUUGAAACCCUUGCUUGUAUGAUUAACUAGAAUUUAUAUGGCGAUCAUUUCCGACAAGUUUCCCAUCA